Alosa alosa (allis shad) is the source of this 2422-nucleotide messenger RNA. It is a transcript of the gene rassf10a, whose product is annotated as Ras association domain family member 10a. NCBI's taxonomy places the organism in Eukaryota, Metazoa, Chordata, Actinopteri, Clupeiformes, Clupeidae. Gene Ontology annotation, biological process: signal transduction. Bases 297 to 1676 code for a protein of 459 amino acids. The record is from RefSeq and is a predicted model, not a curated record. The transcript has a single exon.
GUAAGCCAGGCUGACGUGAGAGUCUGUGUGAGCGAAGUACUUUACACCUAUCCGAGGGGAGCGCUGCGAUGGGCUCUCUAAAAACAGACAACUUCUGCUCCUGGUCGCUGGGAAUAAGUUGAGUUCGUGGAUCGAGGAAACUACGUGUUUGAAAUGUACACUUCUUGAUGGGCGACUGAAGAAGGCGUAGUUGAUUCAAAGUAAACUCACGCCAACUUCGCAGGUCGCAAUAUAGGUGGAAACUUCGCUAAAAAGAAAGCGGUCUGUUUUGGACUUAUUGUGAGUACUAAAGCAACAUGGAGCCUGAAGACUGUAAAAUAUCAGUUUGGGUCUGUAGAGAAGAGAAACUUGUCUCUGGACUGUCCAGACGCACUACCUGUGCCGAUGUUGUCAAGGUGCUCUUGGAAGACCAAAACCUGCAGCAAGGUGCGUCUGCUGCUAUGUUGUCGGGUUCACCUCAGUCAUACUGCAUUGUGGAGAAAUGGAGGGGUUUCGAGAGGAUCUUACCAAACAAAACCAAAAUUCUUCGUCUUUGGAGUGCUUGGGGAGACGAGCAAGAAAAUGUGCGGUUUGUGUUGGUUAAGAACGAGGCAUCUUUACCGAACAACGGACCGAGGAGCGCUGAGGCGCGCGUAGUUCCAAGUAAAGAGAGCCCGGCGUGUAAAGGGACUGCAAAAACCGCCAUGGCUUUUUCACAAGAGAAACAACGGCGUAUCGUAAGGAAAGCUUUUAGAAAGUUGGAUAAGAUAAAUAAGAAGAGAGAGGAGGCUGUUUCUAAAGACAAAUCAUCUGUGGAGAAAAUGGAGACUUUAGUGCACCUUGUAAUUUCCCAGGAUCAUACGAUUCGUCAACAAAUCCAGCGAAUCAAAGAACUGGACAGUGAAAUCGAAAAGUGCGAGGCCAAAAUCCACUUUGACAGAAUUAAAAGACACGGUAUCAACUAUGUACAGGACACAUAUAUGGUUGAUCAAAAUUCGGAGACGGAGUCGACAGACCAGGAUAUGCCUUGUUCUUCGGAAACUAUUGCUCAGUUUGAGGAGUAUGCGUCAAGAUGCGAGGAAGUUAUCAGGCUUCAGGAGGAACUUGCUGAGCGAGAGGCUCUUUUGGAAAGUCUCACGGGUGAGAUUCAAGAAGAACUAAAUCACCGGUGGAUGAAACGCCGACAAGAGGAGCUGUCCAAUAAAGACACGGAGAGUAUUGCCGAAGAGUUGGCUAUCCGAGUUACAUCAGUCUCCCCCCAACCAGAAGCCGGUGGCCCUGAGGUGGAACUUUUGUCAGAGAAUGAAGUACAGCUAGAGGAGGAAAGAGUCAAAACGCAACUGGACACAAGUUUGUACAUCGGCUUGCGUUUGAACACGGAUUUGGAAACUAUUAAAAGCGACUUGGACAUGAGCCAAGAACAGUGGGAGACGAAAGAAAGGGAACUGACUGCAUUGCUGGAGAAAGUGGAUUCGCUGAAUGUAGAUGAGGUUGAACCUACAAAGGACAUCAAGGGAGACUUACCUGUCAUGGACACCGAAACGUUGCCUUCCAUAGAAAAAAACAGCGGAUGGGUUGAGCAAGCUAGGGGGCUUUCAAAGAGCCGCAACACAAACGAUGAUGACUCAGACACAGGACUGAGCUCGAUGCACAGUCAGGACUCUGACAACACACCUGUUUGCGAAUCUCUUGUGUAAUGGAUUGGUAUCUUGAGCGUGUCGCAUCUCAGGGAACUGUGUGCGUCUAUAAAUUCCAAAAGCAGUUUGUUUUUUUCGUUAUCAACAAACAUGGCAUGCAAUCGUACUGUAUAUGCAUUUGGUCAUCCCACAUACUGGAAAGUACAGUUCAGUCUUGUGAAACAGGCUAGCGUGUACUCACCCAACAGUUGGUUAACAAUUCAGUGCAUUUAUUCAGAUCAUAUUAUCGUAAUUUUUGAUUAAGUGUAUGUAAAUAUGUGUAGGUGAAUAUCUGGAACAUGUAACGUCCUCCUCCCACACAAAUUAUUUAUUGGAGGAUGUUAGUGCUAUUUGGUCUGAUCCUGACAUCCUUGGCUAAAAGAAGAUGCUCAGUGAGUUAUUAGACAGUAGGCCUAUUGCUGUUUGAACUAAGUAACCAUUAAUCAUGUCUUAUUAAAUGAACUGAACUACAUUGAUUCACCUCGUGCUUUAGUCGGAGGGCAUCAUUGUCUUUGCAAUAAAGUGUCUGGGGAAAGAAGGAAGUGAUCAAAGGUAUUCCGCAUAAUUUAGGAGGAAUGUCUUCAACUAAAAUUUCGUGUCACGCACGCAUGGCUGUAUUUAAUCACUCUUAGUUCUGACCUAGUGAUGUGGAAACUGUGAAGAAAAAAACACUGUGGCAUAGCCUACAUGAAAUCGCUUUGAAGAAGACAACACUAAAUCUGACUAAGUCCUUCAGUUAAGCAAUAAAAUGCAGACCUUUUGCAUGA